Messenger RNA from Talpa occidentalis (Iberian mole), 2869 nucleotides. RefSeq names its product calcium-binding protein 4. The record is from RefSeq and is a predicted model, not a curated record. The coding region runs from base 769 to 1605 and encodes 278 amino acids. NCBI's taxonomy places the organism in Eukaryota, Metazoa, Chordata, Mammalia, Eulipotyphla, Talpidae. Gene Ontology annotation, molecular function: calcium ion binding. The transcript has 6 exons.
CCCGCCGUCCACAUGGCCCCACGCCGGGCCUGCUCAUGGCCUGCAGCGCCGAGGCGCCGGCGUGAAACCCAAGCUGAGAUGACAUCAAUCAUUCAUGGACUGCUCUCCGGGAAACCCUAACCCCGGCCCAGGAGGCCGAGUGACCAGCCAGGCCCCCUGCUCCCCGAAAUCCCCUCCCCCAGGUCCCCUCUAGCUCAGGACUGGCUCUGGGUCCCCAAGGGGUCACCUCCUCUGAUGUCAACGCUCUGCCCCUUGAUCUGGCAUCCAGGGCCUCUGUGCCCUGGCCUCUCUUCCAGCCAGAUGUUGCCCCCCGAGGGGCUGCUCAGGUGGGCAAUGCCUUCCUCCUGCCAGCUCCGGCCCCCACUCCUCCCGCCUGAGAUGACCUCCGAUGCUCUGCCUAGCUGAGUCUUGUCCACAUCACACAACGGGGUCGCAUCCUUGACUCUUCGGGAAUACCGACCCCAUAUUAUAGAGGAGGCAGUGGAGGCUUUAGAGAGGCCAGUCUGCUGGGUCUCCCAGCUCAGCUGGCAGAGCUGGAAUCCGAACUGAAGACAGGUCUCUUGCCCCAUCUGGCUGGCCCUGGCCACCCCCAGGUAGAGGACAUGGAUUAGGGCCUGGGCUGCCAGCCUCACUUACCCUAAUCCCACUCGGGGCCUGACCUCAGGCCACCAGCUCUCACGGUGGGGGUGCAUAAGCAGCUUUGUGGGCCCCGAGGGCCAACAACACUCCGUGGUGCUGUCUGUCUCUGAGUCCCAUCGACCCCUCCACAUGGCCACAGAGCAGACAAGGGGGCUGCAUGGCUCAGGCCUGGCCCUUGGCCCCCAGGAGCCCCCCGUGGGGCUUGUGGCUCCCAAGAGUGGUGAGGGGCUCCCCUUGACCAGGAGGAGGAGCAAGGAGGAGAAGGGGCUACGAGGAUCCUGGAAGGGCACUGGCAGCUCUGGGGUACAGACCCCUAGUCAGGGCCCCCAAGCCCCAGGGAGCGGCAAGAACGUAUCUAGGACCAGAGAAGGGCAGGGGGGGUCAGCCUCUGUAGCCCAGGGGCCGGCCUCUCGCCACCAGUCCCCCCGCCGGCAUUGUCCCGGACCCCGGCUCGAUGCUGCUCAGAAGACCUACGGGCCCCUUCUCAGCCGCGUCUUCGGGAAGGAUCGCGCGCUGGGCCCCGGGGAGCUGCAUGAGCUGCAGGCCGCCUUCCAGGAGUUUGACACUGACGGUGACGGCUACAUCGGCCACCGGGAGCUGGGCGCCUGCAUGCGCACGCUGGGCUACAUGCCCACCGAGAUGGAGCUCCUCGAGGUCUCCCAGCACGUCAAGAUGCGAAUGGGUGGCUGCGUGGACUUCGAGGAAUUUGUGGAAUUGAUAGGCCCAAAGCUGAAGGAGGAGACGGCACACAUGUUGGGGGUUCGGGAACUGCGCAUCGCCUUCCGAGAGUUCGACAGGGACAGGGACGGACGAAUCACAGGGGCAGAGCUUCGGCAGGCGGCACCCGCUCUGCUGGGGGAGCCGCUGGUGAGCCCUGAGCUGGACGAGAUGCUCCGAGAUGUGGACCUCAAUGGGGACGGCUCUGUGGACUUUGAUGAGUUUGUGAUGAUGCUUUCCACUCACUGAGGCUUCAGGAGGGGGAUGAGCUGUCCUUUGGCCCCAGAUUCCAGCAGGGACCUGCCGUAACCCUCCCCACAAGACUCCUGAUGCAAGACCCUGGAGCCCCCAGGCUUCUGCCCCCGAUGAUACCUGACCAGAGGGUCCUCUCCCUCCUGAUGUCACCUGCCCAUGCCAUCUCACCUGCCUCCCACCGAACUGCCUGGAGGGAAAUUGAAAGAAGAAAGGGGUGAGCCCGGGUGCCAGAGAUGGAGAGAAAACGCAAAGGUGGUGGUGGCAGGGAGCGAACACCAUGGGGGCUUCAGACCCAGAGAGCUCUAGGGCCCUGGGCCGUGGAACCCAGGAGUGAUGAUGCUGUGAGGCCCAAAGAGGCUGGGGAGUGAGCACGGCCCUGACCGUGUUCAGGGACUCAAAGGGUCAAGCUGUUCUUGAAAGGGUGACUCCAGUGCAUUUCCACUUACCAGCCUGAGACGGGCACAGAUGCUGAGGCCCGCACACCAAGCCUGAGUGUGGUCCAUCUCCAUGGUGAGAAGAACUGAAGUAACUGGAAAAACUCCUGGGGCACUGUCUCAGCCCCAGGCACACAGGACAUGCAACCUGUCACUUCUGAGGAUGAGUUGACGACAAAAAGUGAUAAAUCACGUAAGGAAACAAAUCAUCCUAGGGAGACCAGGCAGAUGCAACAAACAAAAGUAGAGAUAGUAAAAUAAUCUAAAAGAGACCCUAAAAUAGAUGCAAACACUUCUUGAGAUAAAAGAAGGAAGAGAAACCAAUAGUUACGAGAUGGUAUAAAAAUAAAAGAGGAAGAUUAAAAAUAGGAUGAAAAAAUCAACAAUUGGUUAAACAGCAUAUUAGACACCAUUAAAGAGUCCCGAACUAAAAGCUCCCUCUGUGAGAUCACUCAGUAACGCUGAGUGAAAGUGGGAAAUAAAAAGGGAGUUGACAUUCCUCAGGUGUCUCAGGAGAAAAUACAGAGAAUGGGCAUGUGGCAAUGUUCAAAGAGAUGAUGGCUGAAUAUUUUCCAUAAAUAUGUCUACAAAGAUGGGCGCGCAACUGGAGGAUGCAUAUUAGAACCAGAGCAGGAGAAAUAAAAAUAAAUGUAUAUCUCGAUGCAUCCCAAUGACACAGAUGGCAAAAAGAAAAUCUUACAAACAGGGCCUCCCCGGUGGCGCAGCGGUUGAGCGCUGGGUUGCGAAGCUGCCCGCGGCCUCGGAGGCGCCGGUUCGAUCCCCGGCUGCUCCCCGGCCACCGGAGGAGGGUCCCACAUGGCGCG